Messenger RNA from Paracoccidioides brasiliensis Pb18, 3666 nucleotides. RefSeq names its product CAMK/CAMKL/KIN4 protein kinase. Bases 1 to 3666 code for a protein of 1221 amino acids. The record is from RefSeq and is a predicted model, not a curated record. Gene Ontology annotation, cellular component: cytoplasm. Gene Ontology annotation, biological process: intracellular signal transduction; protein phosphorylation; microtubule cytoskeleton organization. The transcript has 3 exons. Gene Ontology annotation, molecular function: protein serine/threonine kinase activity; tau-protein kinase activity; ATP binding.
AUGUCGUCUGCUACGCAGAUCGCUUCCCAGCAUAGCACCGCUCAGUCACCCAGCCAAUAUGCACCAACGGGACCUUCCAGACCGCCGCCACUCCAACAAACAGCAGUUGGGCAACGAUUUUCAAGUAGACAGCACGGCGACAAUGCUGCUCACCCCACCGCACCGGUUAGUCCUGACCAGUUCAAUUCUCCUCCAUCUACCGUCACCUCGACAAUGAAUCCCCCCCAGCAUCUUCCCUUGCCCCCUUCGACCCAUGCUUCCCCUUCACCGGCCACUCCACCUACAGCUCAAGGACCCAUCAAUCCGCGUCCUCGCCCUACACCCACCUUGUCCGACGGCCCUGGGUCUCCCCCGAUUCCCCCUCCUCGUACGUCGUCGAACCAACGGAGCCGCACCUCGUCAAAUAACCCGUCUGCGAACAAUUCCACUGAGCGAGUAAGCAACUCUAAACACUCCAAACGAAAGGGAGACAACGGACGGAACCGCGGAGAUCGAGAACAUACUCGUGAAACAAAUGCGCGUGAGAGAAUGAAAGAUAACGGUGGCCCGGCAACUGCCAAGUCGCGUCGCAAAGGCCCACAUUCACCCGAACGUCCACAAAGAGCUGCAAGCACACGAGAACCCAGAGACCACAUGUCGCCUCCUCCCGCAAUGGAGAGUCGCUCUGAGGCUACAAUGGGCCCAACUUCGAUUCCAGCUGGUAUUCAUAAGCAAGGAAGCUCGGCGAUUGAUCGCAUGGUUGCAACAGAUCCACAGGUGGAUAUUGCACGCGAAAAGGAGCGUCAGGCAGAAGCUCAACCUGACCGAGAACCCGUAUCCGGAUUGGGACUUGUUAGCAGUGAGGGUGUUGAUGAUGGCGGAAGAGGGGCUCGAAGCCGGCAUGACUAUUCAAAUUCCUCAAGGCGAAAAGAGACAACGUUUGGUGACUAUGUCCUCGGUCAAACCAUUGGCGAAGGUGAGUUUGGAAAAGUUAGACUCGGCUGGAAAAAAGACGGUAGCGUGCAAGUUGCGAUCAAGUUGCUGCGAAGGGAGAGUCUCGGAAACAACCCGAGUCGCCUCCCGAAAAUCUAUCGCGAAAUCUCGAUUUUGAAAGAACUCUCACAUCCAAAUAUUGUGCGACUACACGAGAUGGCUGAGACAGACCGACAUAUUGGCAUUGUUUUGGAGUAUGCGUCUGGAGGCGAAUUGUUCGACUACAUCCUCAACCACCGGUAUCUAAAGGACAACCCUGCUCGUCGCCUAUUUGCCCAACUAGUUUCCGGCGUAGGCUAUUUGCACAAGAAGGGAAUUGUUCACCGCGAUCUCAAGCUGGAGAACUUAAUGCUCGAUCGCAACCGGAAUAUCAUCAUCACCGAUUUUGGAUUCGCAAACACGUUCGACCCGUCCGAUGAACUGGGUGAGGAAAUUGAAUAUAAUCUGACCAAUAGGGAGUUCGUGAGGAGGAUGAAACUAGACCGGCCCAAUGCGAAGGGCCUUAGGCGCGGUGAUCUAAUGCAGACUAGCUGUGGCAGCCCCUGCUAUGCGGCUCCAGAGCUGGUCGUUACCGAUUCAUUGUACACUGGGCGUAAAGUUGAUGUCUGGAGCUGUGGGGUUAUACUGUAUGCUAUGCUUGCCGGUUAUCUUCCAUUUGAUGAUGAUCCUGCAAACCCAGAGGGUGAUAACAUUAAUCUGCUCUACAAAUACAUCGUCACUACACCACUCACUUUUCCCGAAUACGUCACACCUCAUGCGCGAGAUUUAUUACGUCGCAUCCUCGUGCCGGAUCCUCGAAAACGGGCCGAUCUCUUCGAAGUCGCACGGCAUAGCUGGCUUUCGGAAUAUGCACAUAUUAUAUCUCAUAUUACGAGUAAUACUACAAAUGUGGCUGAUAUUGCCAAUACCACUGUUCCUGCUGAAGACCAACAAGAAACUCCAUCGCUUGCCCGCAGCGCAUCUGUAAGAGAACCUAAAAGCCACCAUCAUAGCAACGUUCCUCCGAUGGGAGGCUUUAGCCAUCAGGGGGCCAAAAUCUCGCUGGAUGAUGAAAAGGCAAAACAACACAGAGAUGCAAAGAGGAGAACGGUGCAAGUCGAAUACGUGGCACCUCAGUCUCAGACAGCUCGUGGAGACUCAACUGUUGCGUCCUCGUUUAUGGUAACAGCUUCGGCGCCUCCAGUUUCGUCCCACACGCGACCAGAAUCUAGUAGAGAGCCUCCUGGUUCAAGUUCAGGGGGUGUUGCUGCUACCUCUCCACGAUCUAAUCCAUUACCGAAGAAUCCUCCAACCAAUCCCGCGACUACAAACCAAAACACAACAGAACGACUUCAACAAGGUAUGCCUCAAUCACAGUCUGGAAAUCUAGCGCAAUCGGUCUCGGACCUAACUGGUGCAUAUUCUGGUCUUCAAGGUGCGUUGUCGCAAACGAACAGGCCUCGCACUGGCGGGUCCAUGGCUUCUACAGUUACCGGUAGAUAUGAUAGCCGUCUGCCGUCCAGAGGUUCUUAUAGUCAACCUGCAGCCCCUGCAGUCGCAACAACAAAUGUCCAAGGCCGUCUCGCGCAGCCUAAACUUGGUAAAACUUACACCAUGACUCCUCCCAUGACUCAACAUCCCACAGAAAAUUCCCUUGUUCAACAAGUCACAAACCAGGAUUAUGCCGCUGGGCAACAACAGGAGGGCACAGCCAAGGGCCACAAGCGAUCCAGUACUGUUAAUAGCAUUGGGGAGAAAUUAUUCGGCAGGUCUGGAUCGAUAUUUGGUGGUCGAUCAUCUUCAUCUAACCAGGAGCAAAAGCCAACUAAACGCUGCCCACCAACAAGCAUGAAGGAACCGACCGUCUCGGAUGAGCCGCGAGCAUCCAUAGAUUCGCGUCGGUCGAUUUCGUAUCCCUUCCACCGCAAACAGUCUGAUCCUACGAGGGAGAGUAUGGCUAGGCCACGGAGAUUCUCACUCCUGCCUGUUUCGUUCUCCGUGAAGGGAUUUUCCUCUUCUAGCAAGGAGACGUCUCCUACUACCGAGACUUCUAUGGCGCAGAUCAAUGACUUUCUUCGCUCACCGGAGAGUGGAGGUCAAAAGCAGCAACAGAGGCACCUAUCAACCGCCAAAUCUCCUUCACAAUUUCAACACGAAAACCCAGAACAUACCGUCCAUCACCCGGACGAACAAUCCUUUGGCAACACCGACGACCACCUAGACAUGAUAAACUACUCCAAUCAGAUCGACCAGCAGUUUGCAGCCCUUCAUGCUGGCUCCGAACCCCAGGACAAAAGUAACCCGUACGGAUCCCAACACAUAGCCACUGACCACCAUUACCAAAAUGACCAAAACCUCAACUCCGCUUCUUCGCAGCCGCCUGCAGGCCCAUCGACAGGAGGUCAAUACUUCCUAUCAUCACCCGAGUCGCCGAACGCCAGUAACACAGAGCAGUUUAUGCCCAGCUACCCGGAUAGGUAUAUUCCAAAUUAUGACAAUGGUUCCGGACAGUCGAUCCAGGAGGGUGGUUUCCCAUCACAGUCGCAGUCUGGCUCUGGCGGGAGGGGAGGACACAGUGUGCUGCAGAAGAAUAAUCGGCGGUUCGCCGAUGAGUAUGAGAAGAGCCAUGAGCAUCAUUCGGGGAGCUCGGGGGCGGCAAGGAGGGUUAUGGACUUUUUCAGGAGGAGGGGGAAGUAUCGGGCCGGUGAUCAGUGA